This is a messenger RNA of Closterium sp. NIES-65, 1068 nucleotides long. The record is from the annotation of a GenBank genome assembly. Lineage: Eukaryota; Viridiplantae; Streptophyta; Zygnematophyceae; Desmidiales; Closteriaceae.
AUGUCGUCUGUUGCCACGGCUCCGCUUCUCUCUUCCGCGGAGUCUUCUUCCUUCGUGCAGGGCAAGACCCUUGCUGGCACUGCCAAGACUGCAGCGGUGAAGUCCUUCCAGCGUGCAGCAGUUCGCUGCCGGGCGUCCUCCGACGCGUCGUCCUCCUCCGACUCCUCCUCUGCUCUCGUCAUCCCCCGUCGCCAAGCGAUGAUCACUGCUCUCACCGCUGCCUCGAGCCCUCUGUGGGUGCCUUUGCUGACGUCGUCCGACCCCGCGCUUGCAGCCAACAUCGUGCAGCGCGGCCAGCGGGCAGCCUACUUGAAGGGCCUCAAGGAAGAUCUCUUCAACACCAUCAGUGCCAAUAAGGAGCUUGUGCCUGACAUCCUGCGAUUGGCCCUCAACGAUGCGGCCACAUAUGACAAGGAGACCAAGACAGGAGGAGCGAACGGGUCCAUCCGAUUCAGCGAGGAGCUCUCGCGCCCGGAGAACAAGGGCCUCAAGGCGGCUCUGCAGCUGCUAGAGGGGGUGAAGGCGCGUGUGGACAAAGACGCCAAGGGCGGGCCUAUCUCCUACGCCGACCUGAUUCAGUUUGGAGCCCAAUCGGCUGUGAAGACAACGUUCUUGGCAGCAGCGGUGCGCAAGGCAGGGGGCGAUGACACCAAGGGCCUCAACCUUUACUUCGCUAUUGGCUCCCCCGGACAGUGGGGUUUCUUUGACAAGCAGCUGGGCCGGGCGGACGCGGAGCAAGCAGACCCGGCAGGGCGGGUCCCAAUCUGGGAGCAGCUGAGCGCCACAGAGAUCAAGGACAAAUUCGCCGCCCUGGGGCUGAGGCCCCGCCAGGUGGUGACCCUGGCGCUGUUCCUGGGGCGGGACUUGGAGGCUGUGGAGGCGAAGCUGGCGGGGGAUGAGGAGAUGAGCAAGUGGGUUGCCAAGUACCGGAAGAGCCGCACCACCGUGUCCCAGACUGACUACGAGGUUGAUUUGAUCGGGGCAUUUCUGAAGCUGUCUUGUCUUGGGGCACCCAUCAAUACCGAGGCGUACACCUAUGAACCUCCCAGGGUGGAGUUCAGGCUGUAG